CUUGGCGAGCGAUGGCCAAGGUACCAUCACUGCUACUGCUGCUUAGCGCAACGGUCAUCUGGGCGCUGCUGCUAGAUGGAGGAAGAGAAGCAUGAUGAUGUAGCUACUACGGAGGAGACGUCCCCAGAGACGGUCAUCUCGUCGCCCGAGGCAAGGGAGGCCAUUGUCGCGCCCGAGGACCUUGUAGAGAACCAACAGUCGAGUGCUGACGACAGCGACGAAAUGGAGGACGGCGAAGUCGACGAGGGUGACGUCGAUUACAUCCCGGUGGCGAAAGCGCCCAUUCCGGCGCCGGUCCCCGCAGCGACCAAGAAGGCAGCGACGACGCCACUUGAAACGUACACGCGGGGGUACCUCGGCAUUUCGUUUGCUGCAGACUCGACCCAGCCUCCCGAGAUCGUUCUCUCCCACCUCCCACUGACGACGACCGAGAGCGACCUCCGCACGUACUUCAACGAGUUUGGCUCCGUCGCUGCUUGCUACCUCGCAGCGCCGAGCGCCACGGUGACCUUCUCCGACGCAGCACCGCUCAAUCGCAUCUUUACCGCGCCCCAGCACGAGAUUCUGUCGACCGUCGUGCUUGUAGCGCCCGCACCGCCGUCUCUCGACCCAGCGACGGUUAGCCAUCAUGAGACGACGUACGCCAACAGCGGCGUCCAUCUCUCAAAUCUUCUGCCCACCAUGACGGAGCAGACGAUCAAGUCGGAAAUGAGUGUGUUUGGCGUCAUCAGCAACAUCCACCUCGUGCUACAGCCCAAGGAAGGCAGCGAGUUCGGCUUUGGCUUUGUGACGUACCAAGAGAACCGCUCCGCUGCCUUGGCCUUGACAGCGGGGUCUCGACUGAUUGAUGGCCAGGAGGUCAAGAUCAAUACGACUCGGAAGCCGUCUCGUCCACAGAGCGAGCAUCGGCAAGCGCACAAUGCUCGUCAGGACUCGCACCCCUACGGUGGGCGUGGACGGGGACGAGGACGUGGCGGCCGAGGCGACUUUCAAGGGCGCGGUGGUCGCGGGGGACGCGGCGACUUUAACGGCGGCCGGGGCGGUCGCGAAGACGCUGCUAGCCGUGGUGGCCGCGGUGGCCGCGGCGGUCGUGGCGGUCGUGGCGGUCGUGGCGACUUUGCCGGUGGCCGUGGUGGUCAUGGUGACUUUGGCGGCGGUCGUGGUGACUUUGGCAGUGGCCGUGGCGGUCGGGGUCGUGGCGGACGAGGCGGCCGCGGGGAGUUCGGUGGCCGAGGCACCGCGAUGGAUUACCAUGCACCGUAUCAACCUCCGUCGGCCCCGCAUCCAACAGGACCGUAUCAGCCUCCAUACCAGGCACCAGCCGCGCCAUACCAGCCCCCGACUGCUGUGCCGUACCAGGCACCAUCGUAUCAGAGACCGUCGUAUCAACAACCACCGGCGACUGGCGGUGGCGCGUACUCGCAGGCGUACGAACCCCCGCCACCGUAUGCGUCAAGUUACGACUCACAUCGUGGAGCUCAAGCAAGUGGUUACAAGCAAUCGCCUCUGCUGCCUCCGCCGACAUCUCAAGAGUACGCACGGAGCAGUGCAUCGUACAAACCAAGCUACUCGAAUGACCCCCCACCGCCGUCGUCACGCUACGACGCACCGCCAACUCGGUAUGACGCACCGCCAACUCGGUAUGACACACCUCCGUCUCGGUACGACGCACCUCCACCACGCUACGACGCACCUCCAUCGCGCUACGACGCGCCAUCGUCUCGAUAUGACGCACCGCCGCCACGCUACGACGCGCCGUCAUCUCGAUAUGACGCACCGCCGCCACGGUAUGACGCACCGCCGCCACGGUAUGAUGCGCCUCCGCCGCCUGCUUACGACAAUUCUGGGCGACACGACGUGGGGCCGCCGUACACUCAUACAAGUUAUGCAUCCCCUGCCUACCCGCCGUCGUACCCGCCAAGUGGAUACCACCCGCCGUCGUAUCCCCACGACCCGCGCACGAGACCAACGUACCCCGCGCCCGCGUACGGUCCGCCGUAUUGACCUCGUACGUUUCAUCCUGCACCUCAGUACGCAAGGGCGGCAAAAGUAGAAGUGAAAUUGUAGAUUAAAAGAUCUUAUCGAGGACCGAUGCAUGAUAGAUAAUAAUGACGGGUUUAGUACGG
Molecule: messenger RNA, 2126 nt
Organism: Saprolegnia diclina VS20
Lineage: Eukaryota; Oomycota; Saprolegniomycetes; Saprolegniales; Saprolegniaceae
Exons: 7
Coding region: 76-2004 (642 amino acids)
Biological process (GO): regulation of gene expression
Cellular component (GO): nucleoplasm
Molecular function (GO): RNA binding
Source: RefSeq, a predicted model, not a curated record